UCACUUUUCUUCAUACAGUUCUCUUAUGUGACAAAUUGAACUUUACUACAGCUUUAGUGGUUUGCCCCCUUAAUACUGCCCUCAACUGGAUAAAUGAAUUUAAGAAAUGGCAAGAGGGAUUAGAAGAUGACAAAAAACUUAAGGUAUCUGAAUUAGCAACCAUGAAAAGCCCUCAAGAUCAAAGUAUUUUACUACAAAAAUGGCAAGACAGUGGUGGUGUCAUGGUCAUCGGCUACGAAAUGUACCGAAAUCUUGUACAAGGACGGAAUGUGAAGAGUAAAAAAUUAAAAACAGUAUUUAAUAAAACUCUUGUUGAUCCAGGCCCGGAUUUUGUUGUGUGUGAUGAAGGUCAUAUACUAAAAAAUGAAGCUUCAGCUGUAUCCAAAGCUAUGAAUUUGAUUCGUUCAAAAAGACGAAUUAUUUUAACAGGAACACCUCUACAAAAUAAUCUAAUUGAAUAUCACUGUAUGGUUAAUUUUGUCAAAGAGAAUCUACUUGGUUCUAUUACGGAUUUUAGGAAUCGAUUCAUAAAUCCAAUUCAAAAUGGCCAGUGUGCAGAUUCCACCACGACAAAUGUUCAAGUAAUGAAAAAGCAUGACCAUAUUCUCUAUGAAAUGUUAGCUGGCUGUGUUCAGAGGAAAGAUUGCACAACAUUAGCAGAGUUUUUACCACCCAAACAUGAGUAUGUAUUAGCAGUAAGAAUGACUUCUAUUCAGUGCAAGCUUUACCAGUACUAUUUGGAUCACUUAACAGGAACAGGAAGUACUAGAGAAGGAGGAAGAGGAAAAGCAGGAACAAAACUCUUCCAGGAUUUUCAAAUAUUAAGCAGAAUUUGGACUCAUCCAUGGUGCUUACAGCUGGACUAUAUUAGCAAAGAAAACAAGGGGUAUUUUGAGGAAGACAGGAUGAAUGAAUUCAUACCAUCAGAUUCUGAUGAAACCUCACUGAGUUUAAGUUCAGAUGAUUAUCCUAAGAAAAAAAAGUUCAAAGGGAAAAAAAGAACCAGCUCAGGUGGACAUGAGGAUGCAGAAGUAAUUUAAGUAUGGAAUUCAAGAUCCAGAGGUGGUGGUGAAGGGCAUAAGGAUGAGCUGGCCAGCAUUUCAUCUGUGAUGGUAAAAAAAGAAAA
Phascolarctos cinereus (koala) is the source of this 1126-nucleotide messenger RNA. The record is from RefSeq and is a predicted model, not a curated record. Lineage: Eukaryota; Metazoa; Chordata; Mammalia; Diprotodontia; Phascolarctidae.